AUGAGCAACUCGGACAAUUCCCCAUCUGGUACUAUAGGCUUCAUCACCUCCCCAGAAAGAGCGAACACAGUUUGCCGUUGUUACCAGUCUAAUGACGUAUUGUAUGAAUAUACUGCUACAACCUUCAAGAAGACCUCACGCCUUCCUUUCAAUGAUCCGUAUCCGGAUGGCACUCCUUUUAUAUGGUCUAGAUCCUG
Molecule: messenger RNA, 197 nt
Organism: Anthostomella pinea
Lineage: Eukaryota; Fungi; Ascomycota; Sordariomycetes; Xylariales; Xylariaceae
Source: the annotation of a GenBank genome assembly